Cucurbita moschata (crookneck pumpkin) is the source of this 2482-nucleotide messenger RNA. RefSeq names its product abscisic acid 8'-hydroxylase 1. Lineage: Eukaryota; Viridiplantae; Streptophyta; Magnoliopsida; Cucurbitales; Cucurbitaceae. Bases 974 to 2440 code for a protein of 488 amino acids. The transcript is spliced from 13 exons. The record is from RefSeq and is a predicted model, not a curated record. Gene Ontology annotation, biological process: brassinosteroid homeostasis; multicellular organism development; sterol metabolic process. Gene Ontology annotation, molecular function: monooxygenase activity; oxidoreductase activity, acting on paired donors, with incorporation or reduction of molecular oxygen; heme binding.
UUUGUUGAAAUUCUUUGAAGUUAGUUCUAACGUAUCCGAUCUCAUUUUCUCAUAUUGUCGAUUCUUUGAUUGUGCAGGGAUCUUGUCGAUCAUUAUUUGGUGAAUCCAUGGCCAAGUUAUCAAAUCUUGGCUCAAGCAACAACGAAAUGAAGAACAAGAAGAAGAGUGCUGGUGUGUAAGCUUGUCGAUGAAGGUCUGUGCGCUGAAGGAGAAUCCAUUCGAAGGAACGUAAGGGAGAAGAGCGUCGUAUUGGCCUGGCUCGUUUACUCGCGAUUGGAAAGAGGAAAAUGAUGCUGUUGAAGGAGUACGAGAAAAGCGGUAAGGCUACGGAAUUUUCCGAUGAGCGAAUUGGGGAAUGGGACGAAGAGCUUGGCUAUUUUACGUUCGCAGUGCGAAUGGAAGAGAUUCUAUGGCAUUCUUUUGCAAUAUUUUUCUGUAUCAACAAAUAAGAAGCCAUUAAAUGUGGAGCUACUAAAUUUGCUUCUCAAGCCAUCAACAAUUUUGUGUUGAUAAUAAGAAUCCAGGGCUGGGUUGCAAUUUCUUGUUCCUAAUUCUUCCACAGGUUCGUUAGGGGCAGAGACUAUGAUCCAAAUCGUGAACGAGCUGAAAAAAGAAAGCUGCAGAAACUUCUAAAACGUGAAGCUAAAGGAGCAGCCCAUGAGCUAAGUUUAGCGACACGGCGACUCCACCUUACAUAGUUGAAUCCCUUUGAUUUUUGGUUGGUUGCUUCCCUCAUGGAUUGCGUCCCUGAGCACAAAAUCGAAGCCUGUCAUCAUUUGUCUUCCACUUCAACAAUGGAGAAAUCUUUGGUGGAUCCAUUAGUUCAUUGCUUCCUUUAUACCAUACAACAACCAUCGCUCAAUCCUACCAUUAUCUCCUCCCUCUGUCGGCCAAUACUCCGAUCAACAUCUUUAAAAUAGCUACAAUAACCCUACCCUUUUGUACUCUGCCUCCCCUCAAUCGCAAUCAAAUCAUGCCCUUUUCGCUCUGCUUUUGGUGCUUUCCGGCCGCCGCUUUGGGCGGAGCUGCCCUCUCGAUCCUCAUUGUUUUCCUAUUUUCUGUGAUGAGUAGCGCACGGCGGCCGAGUUCUCAUUCUCCUCCUCCUCCUCCUGGAAGCAGAGGAUUGCCUUUGAUUGGAGAGACGAUCCAGUUCAUGGCCGCCGUCAAUAGCAGCAACGGCGUUUAUGAUUUCGUCAGAAUCCGCUGCCUCCGAUAUGGAAGAUGUUUCAAGACUCGGAUAUUUGGGGAGACGCAUGUGUUCGUAUCGAGCACCGAGUCGGCGAAGCAGAUACUCAACGACAGCGGAGUCAACUACACCAAGAAGUACAUAAGGUCCAUUGCAGAGCUAGUCGGGCAUCGGAGUUUGCUCUGCGCCUCGCAUCUUGACCACAAGUUCUUACGCAGCCAUCUCAUCAAUCUAUUCUCUACCAGUUUUUUGGCUUCCUUUGUCACGCAGUUCGAUCAGCAGAUCGUUGAGGCGCUUCGAGGCUGGGAAAGUGGAUCCACCAUUGUCCUCCUCAACCAAGCCCUCAAGAUAACAUGCAAAGCAAUGUGCAAAAUGCUAAUGAGCAUACAAAACGACGACGAAUUAGAGCUACUCCAAAAGGAGGUAGCUCAUGUAUGUGAAGCUAUGCUUGCAUUCCCAUGGCGGUUUCCUGGGACAAGAUUCCACAACGGCCUCAAGGCAAGAAGAAGAAUCAUUAAAAUACUCGAAAAGAUGAUACGAGAGCGACGAAGAUCAGAAGCUUGGCAUGACGAUUUCUUGCAACGGUUGUUGACGGAGGAGGGCGACGAUAGUAGAGGAGCGUUGUUGGAUGUGGAGAUCGGAGAUAACAUAUUGACGAUGUUGAUUGCAGGACAAGAUACGACAGCAAGUGCCAUCACGUGGAUGGUGAAGUUCUUGGACGAGAACCCUGAUGUUCUUCAAAAUUUGAAGGAUGAACAAUUUGAGAUAUUGAACAAACAACGAGAUCGUGAUCGUGAGAGUUGUUUCCUUACGUUGGAAGAUCUUGGCAACAUGUGUUAUGCUCCUAAGGUAGUAAAAGAAUCCUUGAGGUUAGCAUCGGUGGUGCCAUGGUUCCCAAGGCUAGUCCUCCAAGACUCUCAAAUUCAAGGUUACAAAGUCAACGAAGGUUGGAAUGUCAACAUUGAUGUAAGGUCACUACACUCACAUCCUUCUAUCUACCAUCACCCUCUCAUCUUCAAUCCUUCCAGAUUUGAUGAAGAAGCAAAGCCCUAUAGUUUUCUAGCGUUUGGAAUGGGAGGGAGGCAAUGUCUAGGGAUGAACCUGGCCAAAGCCAUGAUGCUUGUCUUUCUUCACCGCUUGGUGACUUCUUACAGAUGGAAGGUGAUCGACUCCGACCCGAGCAUUGAGAAGUGGGCACUUUUUUCUAAACUUAAGAGCGGUUGUCCGAUUAUUGUCACACGUAUUGAAUCCUAAAUUGCUCUAUGUUAUAAUAUUGCAAUUAAAAACUUUUCUUUU